UCUAGGGCAUAAAAAUCUUAUUUUGCCUCUCUUGUCUCCGUCUUCGUUUUCUCGGAUUUGCGAAGCUCUAAUCUUUGUAUUUUUUUAUAUAUAAGCUUCAAAUGUUUUCUCAGUGUCUUGUAGAAUGCAGAAAUUUCCUUAAGUAGUAGCAGUUUGUGCGAUGAUCUAUUGGGGCUUUAGCCUUAGUGAAAAACAUGGCUGGAGAAGGUGAAGAAGAUCUACCUAGAGAUGCCAAGAUUGUGAAAUCUCUGCUUAAGUCGAUGGGUGUGGAGGACUACGAGCCACGUGUGAUGCACCAGUUUCUGGAAUUAUGGUACAGGUAUGUGGUCGAAGUGUUGACUGAUGCUCAGGUUUACUCAGAGCAUGCUAGCAAAUCUACCAUUGACUGUGACGAUGUGAAGCUCGCUAUUCAAUCCAAAGUUAAUUUCAGCUUCUCACAGCCACCUCCACGAGAGGUACUGCUAGAACUUGCUGCGAGCAGGAACAAGAUCCCUUUGCCAAAGUCCAUUGCAGGACCGGGUGUUCCUCUCCCGCCUGAGCAGGACACAUUGCUGAGCCCAAACUACCAGCUCGUGAUUCCAAAGAAGACAGCUUCAACAGAGCCUGAGGAAACAGAGGACGAUGAAGAAAUGACAGAUCCUGCACAGUCAUCUCAGGAACAACCGCAGCAACAACAAACAUCAGAGCUUCCGAGCCAAACUCCUCAAAGAGUCUCUUUCCCUCUCUCUAGACGACCCAAAUAGGCAGAGACACAGCCUAAAAUAAAUAAAAAAUCUAUAAAUGCUAUGUAUCAAGAAGUAGAAUGUAAGAGAAACCAAGUAUUAGUGACCAGAGUCGGUUUUUAUAGCCCAUGUGUGUAAAGGUAAAUCUCUUAAUUUAUUUCAUACUGGA
This is a messenger RNA of Eutrema salsugineum, 891 nucleotides long. Its product is annotated as transcription initiation factor TFIID subunit 9. The transcript is spliced from 3 exons. Bases 195 to 743 code for a protein of 182 amino acids. Gene Ontology annotation, biological process: RNA polymerase II preinitiation complex assembly; DNA-templated transcription initiation. Gene Ontology annotation, molecular function: transcription coactivator activity; RNA polymerase II general transcription initiation factor activity; protein heterodimerization activity. The record is from RefSeq and is a predicted model, not a curated record. Lineage: Eukaryota; Viridiplantae; Streptophyta; Magnoliopsida; Brassicales; Brassicaceae. Gene Ontology annotation, cellular component: transcription factor TFIID complex; SAGA complex.